Messenger RNA from Limanda limanda (common dab), 4093 nucleotides. RefSeq names its product xyloside xylosyltransferase 1 (gene xxylt1). The record is from RefSeq and is a predicted model, not a curated record. Gene Ontology annotation, molecular function: UDP-xylosyltransferase activity. NCBI's taxonomy places the organism in Eukaryota, Metazoa, Chordata, Actinopteri, Pleuronectiformes, Pleuronectidae. The transcript is spliced from 4 exons. The coding region runs from base 100 to 1302 and encodes 400 amino acids.
UGCUGACGAGUCAUAAAAAGUGACCAUGACCCGGACGGACACAAAAUGGUGAACUUUUACCCGUUGACUCCCCCGCUCUCAUGAGACCAGCAGGAAGAUAUGGGCGUCCUCAGACUGGUGCUCAGAAUCAUGGGUAGGAUCAGCACCUUCAGGUCCUAUCAGUUUGUGCUUCUCCUGGCGGCCGCUCUCGCCGUCGUAGCUUUUUACUACUUUGGCUCUGAGAGGCAGAACUUCUCCAGCACCACGAAGAGGAUCAAGCAGAGCCAGGCCAGCCACAACACCAACCGAAACGACGCCGACCUGACCGUGGACACCAGGCUCUCGCAUACGGGGGGGUCUGAGGAGCAAGGAGAUGCAGGAGGACAGAGUGAGGAUUUCAGGUCAAAGUCGGGGCCUAGUGAGGUUGCUGACCAACGCUACCACGCACUCAUGAUGUUCACCAAGGUGGACAAGAGCCGGAGCCUGCAGGACAAGUUCCGGGUGGCCAUGUUGUCUAUGGUGGAGCACGGACACUUUCUGGAGGGAGAGGUGUUGGUGCUUCAUUUCGUGAGCGACCAGGCCAGCAAAGAACUGGGAGAGAGGAUGCUGCAAGAGUUUCUCCUCGACGCAACGUUUGAGUACGAGGUGUUGUUUCAUGACGUGGUGGCCCUCACACAGAAGCUCUUCCCUAUCGUGGAGGCCAUGCAGAAGCACUUCAGUGCCGGCUCCGGAGCUUACUACAGCGAUGCCAUCUUCUUCCUUUCUGUGGCCAUGCAUCAUAUCAUGCCUGACAGUCAGACGCGCAUAGUGCAGCUGGACCUGGAUCUGAAGUACCGGACCAACAUCAGAGACCUCUUCCAAGAAUUUGACCUGUUUCCUCCGGGAGCCGUGAUAGGCAUCACCAGAGAGAUGCAGCCAGUCUACAGACACACCUUCUGGCAGUACCGUAAGGAGAACCCUCAGACCAGAGUUGGCGAACCUCCUCCUGAAGGCCUCCCGGGCUUCAACAGCGGCGUGAUGUUGUUGGACCUGGGAGCGAUGAGGGCCUCGGCUCUCUACAACCAGCUGUUGGAGCCCAGUAACGUUGCCAAACUGGCCGACCAGUAUCGCUUCAGGGGCCACCUCGGGGACCAGGACUUCUUCACCAUGAUCGGCAUGGAGCACCCUGAACUGUUUUAUUCCCUGACCUGUGGCUGGAACCGACAGCUGUGCACCUGGUGGCGGGACCACGGAUACGGAGACGUGUUUCAGAUGUAUUAUCGCUGUGAAGGACCUGUUUACAUAUACCAUGGUAACUGUAACUCUCCCAUACCAGAUGACUGAUCUAUGUGCUGCACCGCUGUUGUAAAAGAAAUCCUUUUCCUGCUUGUUGGGUGUACACAUCGUGACUUUCCUGAUCGUGCGCCUCUAGCCACAGACUCUGCCUCCUGCUGGUCAAGGGGCUGGUGAAGAGACCCCCACACUUACUACAAGUAUGGCGUUCAUCUGUGUCAAUCUAGAGAAAACAGCUUGGAGUUACAGCACCGCAGAGGGCUGCACUAAUCAUGUCCUGUGGUACAAAGAUGAAGAAAUAUGUGAAUUUUAGUUUCAGGAAGACGUAUUAGCUUCUCAAGACUAAAUAGGAGCUAACAAUAUUAUCGGAUGGAUUUUUCUGCCGUUGAAAACUUUGUAUUGUGGCUAUCCUUUUCGAAAAUAACAAGUAAUCUACCAGGAAUGUGGUCUGGAUUAUCUGUGAUGGGCCAAAGAUGCACUUUGCAGGGUAAGUCCACGUUUUUGUCAGAGUGAGCUGCAUUGGUACUGAGUCAGUGUUGCCCCCGUUCAAAUGAUGGUAAAAUUUCCUUUUUUUUAAAAUUUGUUAUCGUUAAAUUGGUGUUUCGGUUGAGGAGAGUCUAAAAGACCACUCCUGUAUGCAAAGUAGUGGAAGAUAUCACAUUUUUGAGUUGAUAAUUCGCAUUAAUUGAUGUUGCCAUUGGGGCUGCACAAAAUAAUUAGUCACCAACUAUUUUGUAGUUUUUAUCACUUUAUUUUAAUCGUUAUCAAAUGAUGGUUUGCUGUAGCUUCUCUUAUUGUGAGAAUUGAAUGCUUAGUAAAACAAGACAUGUGAGGACGUUACCUUUUGGCUCUAGAAUAUUCAAAUUUUCUGACUUUAUAGACAAAAUAAUUUACCAAUAAAUCAAGAAUAUAAUCAAAUGAUUAAUGGAUGAUGAAAAUAAUUUAGUUAGUUGUUGCCCCAAUUGCCAACCAAUUUUGAAAUAUCAGUACAAAGUAUAGUCAGCAAAUGUGUUAAUCGGCGCCUAAAAACAAGAGACCUGUUUUUUCCAUUUUCCUUCCAUGAGUGGGACGAGUUCAGCCUGUGUCACUUUAUCUUCCUGCAACACCAGGUGACGGCUCAUCUGGUGCCAUUUGCUUUCCACCCCUGUGGCUCAUGGAAGAAGAGGGAGGGAUAUGUUUAAUAGCAGUUGACUCCAAAUUUUUGGAGCCAUGUGGGCGCAGGGCACAAACACUCUGCCGUUGCUCUUUCGAACACAUCUUCCUGCAGCUUGGAAGAUAGGAAGAGGGGAAAAAAUCACAUCAGAGGGUGGAGGGGGGGUUAAGUAGAUAAUGGCUAACAAUAAUGUGACUGAUGGCUGUUGUUAGCGCUCUGCAUUUAUGGUGCAGCCAAGGACAAACACAAACACACUUUACCACAGCACACGUUUCAGAGGGAGGGAGUUUUCUUGUGCUCAACUGAAUAUACAGACAGAUUCUAAGGCAAGUAUACACUCAACAUUCAGCCUGGAGAAUGUUUGAGGUGGUGCCCAAUUAGGCGCACACACACACACACAGAGUGACAGUUAAGCUGCUGAAUAUCCUGUGGAGUCAAAGUGAGGCUACUGACGACACUUGACAAUAAACAUCGCUCGAAAUCAAUAAGCUUCCCUUCAAUUCACUCUGAAACUGAUCAGUAUGGUUUCUGCCUCUUUCAAGACGAUUCUCUUUAGCUUGAAAACAAAUUGUUAGUGUGAAUGCUGAAAAACUAUUUUUAUCCUCCAUUCGUGACUGCACUUUACAAAUUCAAAACACACGCUUUAUUGUGAAGAGUUUAGUACCAUAGGAUGCAUUUAUAUUACCAGAUUUAUUGAUUAUAACUUUUUGUUUUACAGAUAGUGUUUAUGUACAUUUUAGCCCAUGACUGUUACUCUAAAGUUUACACUGUAUAACUUUGAUUGAUACCCGACUCAAUAACUUUCAGUUUCUUUCACAACAGAAACUGCAGAAUAGUAGUUGCUUUUGAAAAGUAUAGCAUAUACAUUAAAGAUACUGCAUUGCAGUCGCACGUUUGGAAUACCCUCAUGGACAAAUAUACAUUCAUUGAAAGUAAAGUCAUCUUCUUAACAUGUCAAAAUUAUCCUGAAUAUAAACACUUGAAACAUGAGUGUGAUAAGAAAAUGGAAUCUUCAAGAAAAAAUGUGUUGACAUGUGCUAUGACAUGUUAGUUUGGUCCAUGUCCCAUCCACUAACAUGGUGAAGUGGGAUUGAUGCCAUAUACUGCAGUCAGCCACCAGGGGGAGAUCAGGAGUAUUUGGCUUCACUUUGUGGGGAGCUGUGAUGUCGUCCAUCUUUAGCUACGGUCUGUGGUUGGCAAUCAUGUGAAAUACUGCUGUCUUGUAGUUAAUGGGCUAAAAUGUGCAAAAAACACUAAUGUCAUCAUUUAAUAGUUAAUUAUCUCUCUACUUCAAGCUUUAUGUGUUUUUCCUUCUUGCUUUUAUGUGCACACACACACUCCUUUGUAAAACAUGGGGCAGUGACAAUAGGUAGAGAUUUAAGAUGGAGGGCGACAUGAAUGAACAGGUGCAACUUAAUAAAUGUGCUAAAGGUAGUAUUCUUGUUUUAACCCAUCAGUCACAUGUUUUUGUGCAAUGAUAUUUUUAAAGGGCUCAUGAAUAUUUGUUUAAUAAAUGGGAUUGUCCUCUCUCUUACUCGGAAUCCACUUGAUUUAGAAAGAUGCUGUGUUAAGGGUUAAAAACUCCAAGUAGCUUAAUAUGAUCUUUUUAUAGACGAGCUUCCUGGUUUUAUUUCUUCUAUAUGUGUCCCAAAUCAGUUACAUGAUGAUUUUCAUGUUGUUUCCUAAAAA